Molecule: messenger RNA, 2832 nt
Organism: Vespula vulgaris
Lineage: Eukaryota; Metazoa; Arthropoda; Insecta; Hymenoptera; Vespidae
Gene: Ntan1
Product: protein N-terminal asparagine amidohydrolase
Exons: 9
Coding region: 797-1729 (310 amino acids)
Biological process (GO): ubiquitin-dependent protein catabolic process
Cellular component (GO): nucleus
Molecular function (GO): protein-N-terminal asparagine amidohydrolase activity
Source: RefSeq, a predicted model, not a curated record
AGUUGGUUCGCCGAGCGCUAGUGAGACGAGUGACAUAGAGACGUUUGGCAGUGCGGAUGGCGUAGCGAACGAGCGUGGUCACGUCGAGCUUGAUUUACUCCGACUUUUUUUUUCUAAAGCGCAGCUGUCACCUUUGUUAUACAUAUAUACUUUUUACUCUCUUGUUGGCUGUGAAAGCGCGGUGCUUCGCGAGAGUGACGCGCCUACCACGAUCACGCUUCGUAAUAUUAUAUUUCGACAACGAAGAAGAAGAAGAAGAAAAAAAAAGAAGAAAAAAGAGGAGAAGGAAGAGGAGGAGCAAGUAGAAGAAGAAGUAUAAAAAAGAAAAUUAAUAAGAGAAAAAAAGUUGAGGACACGAAAAUGAUGACAAGGAAGACACAACACUGACGUUUUGUUUUCGAUCGUUGCGUCGCGUGUGUGCCACCAGUUGCGUGUUGCGUAACCGCGAUUUUACGAGUUUCUAUCUUUCUCUCUUUCUCUAGAUAUCUACUCUCUCUUUCUCUCUAAAUCAUCCAGCUCUUUCUUUCUCUCUCUCUCCCUCCUUCUUUCUUUUUCUCUCUUACUCCAUCUAUCCUCGUAGCUGGUUCGCAACACGCCUGCAGGUUCAACAGGCAGGAAUCUUUCAAACUUCAACAUUGCUGGACUCUUCUUCUUCUCUUUGGAUCACACUAACUGUUUUGGAAAUAUCAAGUUUUGUACGGAUGAUGCAAGAAAGGACGAAGGAGUCGAAGAUAUUUUAGAAAUGGCGGAAGGCACGUGCCCGUUUUAUUGAAGAGGAUUACGAUAAGCUGCAAGAAUGGUGUUGGUUGUAAACGGGGUCCUUCAGGAAGAUGUCCCGACGGACAGCAGGUCCUUGUAUGUGUCACACCCCGUAUAUCGUGAGACCGCCGCGCAACUUCACUCAAUGCCGGCUAAAUUAGUGGGCCCGGUCGGCCUUUUAUACGUCCAACAACGAGAAAUGGCCGCCACUUUGCCACACGAUAAGAACGUGAGCAUCCUCGGCUCGGACGACAUGACUACGUGCAUAAUCGUCGUCGUGAGGCAUUCCGGAUCGGGUGCAGCAGCCUUGGCACACCUGGACGGUGCAGGUACAGAAGAUGCCGCAGCCGCGAUGGUUCAAAGGGUGACAGAAUUAGCUAUUGGCUUUCCGGAAGGUCGUUUAGAACUUCAGCUAGUCGGCGGUUAUUCCGAUCCAAGAAAUUACUCCGAGGAAUUGUUUUAUAAUAUUCUCUCUGCCUUUCACAAACAACCCGUCGAAAUCGACCUAACGUUGUGCUGUGUCGGUGAAUUGAACACAACCGUAAGAGCUGGCAUCCAUUGGCCUGUGAUCUAUGGUAUCGGAUUGAACGUGAAGACCGGCGAGAUCUUCCCUGCGACCUUCCCUGACAAGGGCCCCGAUCAGCCGCUCAGGUGUGCCAGACAGUUAACCGGAGGUCAACAGGUACUCGAUGUGUACGACUGCACACUUGGAUUACUUAGAAUCGGUCCCUUUAAUUACGAUCCCUUAAGAGGCGUCGACCUCUGGCUAGCUCAAUCCGAUCAAUUCAUCCUUCAACACUUGUCGACGUCACCAGAAGUCGAACUUCCUCAUUUCGUGUCACAGGUACGAGCAACGCUUAAAUAUAUCCAGGACAAUCAAUUUCCGGCGGUUACCGUCUUUCGAGAUAAUAGGCCUCAUUAUUAUCGUCGAGACGAAGCAACCGGAGUCUGGCAACCGAUACGAUACUAAUUAUUGCACUUCGAAUUACAUAAUAUGUAUAUGUAUGUGCGCGCCAACUUUUUCGUCCUUUCUUGAAGGAGCAUGAAAUCAAUUAAUUAAUGUUCGCGAGGAUUCAUCAUCUUUUUUUUUUCUUUUCUUUUCUUUUUUUUUCUUUUUUUCUUUUUUUUUCAACCUCAAUGAGAAGAAAAAUAAUAAGAAGAAGAAGGAAAAAAGUCAAUUUUCAAUCGAUAAUUACGAAGUAUAAGAAAAAAUAUGGCGGACUAAGAGGGAAAAAGAAAAGAGAAAAUAAUUAAACAACGUGAUGUCCUUCUCGCGUUGAGAUUCGCAAUAAAUAAUAAUUAAUCCUAAGUGCGAGAGGAGAGAGACACGUCGUCGUCGUCGUCAUCUUCGUCUUCGUGAAGAUUUAUAUCGCGUGAAUCACGAACGUGAAUUACGCUUUCGUGGACCACGAUUCGUGUUAUCGUGAAGAUUGCCUGUGACGUCAAUGAUUCAAACAUCAGAGGAAAAUCAAACCGGUUUGAUUUUCACUCGUGUGACAAAUAAUGACCAAGCGUAAAACAGGAUGUCUAGGCAGAUAAUAAUGAAUGAUUUAUACUUAACGUCAGUUGCUUUUUCUAUGUCGUGUCGUUAAUUAAAAUAUAUUAAAAAUUUUUGACGGACGACUUCCACGCACGCUUUCCAUUAACAAUAAACAAGCGUGAAAAAAAAGGCUGAAAUGAAUGAGAAAGCGUAAUUAUUCGACGUUCUUGGUUCACGCCACGUGGGAACGGGACAUUAAGUUUUGAUUACAUACAAUGAUUUUUAUCAUUGGCGGAUUUAGCCUUCGAAGAACCCCUACAAAUUUUUAGGGAUGUGUUCAUCCCCCGACCUCCCUCGCAUUAUGAAAUAAAUCAAUUAUUAUGCGCACAAUAUACACUACAUACAUACAUACAACAUACAUACCUUUACGUACAUAUACUUUCUUGCAUCGACCGUUCAUACUAAUGAUUAAUUGAGAAAUAAACACUGUGCAAUUAAAUUCGAUUAUAAUCUCGUUAAUAUAGAAAUUACAAAUUAUAUAUAUUGAUCCGCCAUCAAGAGAUAUUAAAUUAAAUUUGAUAUAUAAUAUGGAA